AUGGACCCCAAUAUCACCAAAGCGCUUAACGAUAAGCUCUACGACAAGCGCAAAAGUGGCGCACUCGAGCUCGAGGGCCUCAUUCGAGAUGCUCUCGUUGCGCAGGACCACGACAGAAUAGCCAAGAUUGUGCACGAGCUCUGCCACCACUAUGCGUACGCUGUUCACCAGCCUCACGCCCGCAAUGGCGGUCUCAUCGGCCUUGCCGCAGCUUCGAUAGCACUGGGACCCGAAGUUGCCCGCUACCUUGAAGAGAUUGUGCCGCCCGUCCUCGCCUGUUUCUCCGAUUCAGAUGCCCGCGUUAGGUACUAUGCGUGCGAGAGCAUGUACAAUAUUGCAAAGGUUGCAAAGGGCGAGAUACUCGUCUACUUUAACCAGGUCUUUGACGCUCUGUGCAAGCUUGCGGCCGACUCGGAGCUGUCCGUCAAGAAUGGAGCUGAGCUCCUCGAUCGCCUAGUCAAGGACAUUGUGUCCGAGUCCGCAGCUUCAUACAUAUCCGUCCUACACCAUUCAGACGAACCGCUAGGUCACCCUGAUGAGUCACCAGAACACCCUCCGUCUGAGGUAGAGACUGCUUUCAACCUUGAACGCUUCUUGCCCCUCCUCGAGGAGAGGAUAAACGUCAUCAACCCAUUCACACGCUCCUUUCUCGUUGCGUGGGUCACGUUGCUUGAUUCCAUACCAGACCUAGAACUCAUUGCUCACUUGCCCCGCUUUCUCGGUGGCCUCUUCAAAUUUCUCAGCGAUUCAAACCAAGAUGUAUACACCAUGACGCAGGUUGCGCUAGAAAGGUUUCUCAACGAGAUCAGGAAAAUUGCAAGAAUCAAGAAAGGCAUAGCAGAGAGCAAGAAGAGCCAGAGCAAAGACGGUCGAAGACAAUCCACAUCGUCAAGCGCUUGCAGCGAUGUUGGAGAUGAGAGUGAGGUUGCUGAAAACACACCCCUGGAGCAUCGGACAUCUGUUGACGAAGGCGACCAAGUUAGCGGAGAGAGUGGUUCACUGUCUGGCGAUAGCGGGAAAUCUGUCAAUGGAGACGGUGACUGGAUUCCAGGGCAAGAUGUGCACGUCGACCACCCCAAGAUCCUUGAGAUUCUCGUGGGCUUCUUGAGCUCACCAUCGGACAUGGAAGAAGAGCAAACAGAGAUACUCCUUACCGCCCUCCGUUGGAUCGACGCCUUCUUCGAGAUCUGUCCCGAGGAUAUCAUGCCAUUUGUCCCAAGCCUGCUCUCUCACGUGCUGCCACGCAUGUCGCACGAUGCCGAUAACGUCCGUCAAGCGGCCAUCAGGGUCAACGCUUCGUUGAUGGACUACAUAAUGUCACUCUCCGAAGACCGCCAAUCGAACGGCAAUGUGAACGACAAAAUACAGCUACCCCCAUCGCUCUCUGAGCUGGGUAAAGAGCUUACAGGCGCCCAGCGGCGAGACUCCAACCUCUCGAGCAGGCUCCUCAAGGCAGUGAUUCGUGACCAGGCGUCAGAAGGCAAGGCAGGCACACAGUCUCCCACGCCAGGAGAUGACCGAGGCCCAUCACCACGGCCAGUUCCUGAGCUGGACUAUCAAGCUGCUGUCAGCGCGCUCACCUUGCAGUUUUUGAACGAGCACGAAGCUACACGGGUCGCAGCUAUUGCGUGGCUUAUCAUGCUGCACAGAAUGGCACCUGGCAGGAUACUCACAGUCGAUGAUGGGACUUUCCCCGCACUGCUGAAGACGCUCUCCGAUCCAUCCGACGCCGUCGUUACACGCGACUUGCUGUUGCUUUCGCAGAUUUCCAUGCACAGCGACGAUAGCUACUUCACGUCUUUUAUGGUUAAUCUCCUAAAGUUGUUUUGUACCGAUCGAAGACUGCUGGAGACGCGAGGCAAUCUCAUCAUCAGACAGCUGUGCCUUACCCUGAGCGCUGAGAAGAUCUACCGCACCAUGGCGGACUGUAUUGUCAAAGAUGAGGAUGUCGAGUUCGCGAGCAUAAUGGUUCAAAACCUCAACAACAACCUCAUCACAGCGCCUGAGCUUGCUGAUCUCAGAAGGCGAUUACGAAAUUUGGACAACAAGGAUGGACAGUCGUUCUUCGUUACGCUAUUCAAGGCUUGGUGCCACAAUGCCGUAGCCACCUUCUCGCUCUGUCUCCUUGCCCAAGCCUACGAGCAGGCGUACCACCUGCUGCAAGUGUUUGCCGAUCUCGAGAUGACGGUGAAUACGCUGAUCCAAAUCGACAAGCUCGUGCAACUGCUGGAGUCGCCCGUGUUUACGUACCUCCGUAUCCAGCUUCUCGAGCCGGAGAAGUACCCGCACCUGUACAAGUGCUUGUACGGGCUCCUCAUGCUGCUCCCACAGUCAUCUGCGUUUGCGGCACUGAAGAACCGGCUCAACAGCGUGUCUGCUAUUGGCUACCUGCACAUUGCUCCACGCACGUAUGUACCCCAAUCCAACACCCUGAACCAUUUGAGACAAAAGAGCUCAGAAGUCGGUACAUCCAGCGCACCACAAGGGCCGUCGGCGUCGGGCUUCGAGCGACCCAACCGACUCAAGGCGCGGGAGGAAGGCAGCGUCAAGUGGGCCGAGCUCCUCGACCGGUUCAAGGCGACGCAGGAGAAGGCGAGGCGGACUCAGCAGCACGCGACCAUGGGCGAAGAUGUGCCCGUUGGCCUCGAGACGGUGCAGGAGAAGGAAGCCAAGGGCCCGGCACCUGUGCCAGCCAAGAACGCCAGCUUGCGACCCAACUCGCCAGCCGGGGCGAUGAGGCCGCCCGUUACGGGUGGGGCAGCGAACGCGGCGCAAGGUCAUAAAGCCAGGUCUAGUCUGAGCAACCUUGGACGGUUCGCAGGAGGGGUAGCUGGACGGAAGAAGAAGUAG
Messenger RNA from Ascochyta rabiei, 2850 nucleotides. RefSeq lists its product as uncharacterized. Gene Ontology annotation, biological process: phosphatidylinositol biosynthetic process; positive regulation of kinase activity. Gene Ontology annotation, cellular component: fungal-type vacuole membrane; PAS complex; endosome membrane. The record is from RefSeq and is a predicted model, not a curated record. The transcript is spliced from 8 exons. The coding region runs from base 1 to 2850 and encodes 949 amino acids. NCBI's taxonomy places the organism in Eukaryota, Fungi, Ascomycota, Dothideomycetes, Pleosporales, Didymellaceae.